This is a messenger RNA of Rhododendron vialii, 1775 nucleotides long. Its product is annotated as dihydropyrimidine dehydrogenase (NADP(+)), chloroplastic. The coding region runs from base 283 to 1575 and encodes 430 amino acids. Gene Ontology annotation, cellular component: cytoplasm. NCBI's taxonomy places the organism in Eukaryota, Viridiplantae, Streptophyta, Magnoliopsida, Ericales, Ericaceae. Gene Ontology annotation, molecular function: dihydropyrimidine dehydrogenase (NADP+) activity; uracil binding; iron-sulfur cluster binding. Gene Ontology annotation, biological process: thymine catabolic process; uracil catabolic process. The record is from RefSeq and is a predicted model, not a curated record. The transcript is spliced from 7 exons.
UCUCUUUCUUCACUGUGGAAUUUUGUAUUGUUGCCGACUUGUCAAUGUUUAUCUAAGCAGAGUAAGAUAUUCGUGUUAAGGAACUCCUCGUCGUCGUCGUCGUCAUACAUCGUCAAUCCAUCAAACAAUACUCCGUAUAAAAUAAAAGACCCAUACGAUUCCCUCUCUCUCUCCGAUCCCAAAAUAAUAAAUACUGUACUAGCUUUAAUCCUAUUUGUUUCCUCAAAACUCACAACCAGCGAAGAGAGAGAGAGAUAGAGAAAGCAGAAAGUGCUUUGAUUCAUGGCGUCGAUGAGCUUCUUGAGUAAUCAGAUCACGGGUAAAAACUCAUCAUGGGUCGAGUUUGGGACAAGUCGUAGUGGGCGGGUGGGAAUUGAGCGAUGUGGCGCAGCGAGAGUCGGGCGGUUGAGGGUCUUUGCUUCGGAGGCUCGGACACAGCCCGAUCUCAGCGUCACCGUUAACGGGCUCAAGAUGCCCAACCCGUUUGUCAUCGCGUCGGGUCCUCCCGGGACUAAUUACACUGUCAUGAAGAAAGCUUUCGAUGAAGGUUGGGGCGCUGUCAUCUCCAAAACAGUAUCAUUGGAUGCUGCAAAAGUUGUAAAUGUUACCCCUCGAUAUGCUAGGCUACGAGCAGGAGCAAAUGGUUCAGCAAAAGGACAAAUUAUUGGUUGGGAGAAUAUUGAACUCAUAAGUGAUAGGCCUCUUGAAACCAUGUUAAAGGAAUUCAAGCAAUUGAAAGAAGAGUAUCCUGAUAGGAUACUUAUUGCUUCUAUCAUGGAGGAGUAUGACAAAGCCGCAUGGGAGGAACUUAUUGACCGAGUUGAGCAAACUGGAGUUGAUGCUAUUGAAAUCAAUUUCUCAUGUCCUCAUGGUAUGCCUGAGCGUAAGAUGGGUGCUGCAGUUGGGCAAGAUUGUGCUCUUUUGGAGGAAGUUUGUGGAUGGAUUAAUGCGAAGGCCACUGUUCCAGUUUGGGCAAAAAUGACUCCAAAUAUUACAGACAUUACGCAGCCAGCUAAGGUGGCUCUAAGUUCCGGAUGCGAGGGAAUAUCCGCAAUAAACACAAUAAUGAGUGUUAUGGGAAUCAAUCUCAGUACCUUGCAUCCAGAGCCUUGUGUGGAGGGAUACUCAACUCCUGGGGGCUAUUCUGCCAAGGCAGUCCAUCCUAUUGCACUUGCAAAGGUGAUGAAUAUUGCACAGAUGAUGAAAGCAGAAUAUGGAGGUAAGGAUUAUUCACUCUCUGGCAUUGGAGGUGUCGAGACAGGUGGUGAUGCUGCUGAAUUUAUACUUCUUGGAUCGAAUACUGUUCAGGUCUGCACUGGUGUUAUGAUGCAUGGAUAUGGCAUUGUUAAGAAACUUUGCUCCGAGCUGCAGGAUUUCAUGACGAUGCACAAUUUUUCUUCUAUAGAAGAUUUCAGAGGGGUAUCUCUUCAGUAUUUUACAACCCACACGGAUUUGGUCCGAAGGCAACAAGCAGCGAUUCAACAAAGGAAAGCUAUCAGGAAAGGUUUGCAGUCUGACAAAGACUGGACAGGAGAUGGUUUUGUGCAUGAAACUGAGAGUAUGGUUUCCAAUUGACUUGAUAAUUAUACUGCAAAUUGCACUGUCGCUGAAAAAAUGACAUAAACAAGCCUUCUCUGUUGUGCAAUCUGAAAUAAAUUCUAGUUAACCACUCUGUAUGUGGGAUUGAGUGAAAAGAGACUUGUUUCUCCUUGAAAUGUUGUAAAUCCAUAUGGAAAUCGAUUGGUUUAUUGAAGAAUGUUUCUCAUAUUUCUCUA